GGCAACGUUCCCAUUUAUCACCAGGCCCUAAAUCUCCGGUGGGCGCUGUGCAUGGCCGCGCCUCUGGGGCCGCGCGCCUAUGAGGGCGGCGGCUGGCCGGAGCAGGGCGGCGCCGGGCCGGGGGCGAGGCGGCUGGCCACGGCGCUGCUGUUCCUGGCGGCCGUCGCGCUGCCGUGCCUCGUGCUGUACCGCGCCGUGGCGCCCGGCGGGGUGCUCGUCCAGCCCGCCGCCCGCCUGCCGUGGCUGCAGGCCGGCGCGCCGCCGCACGACGACGACGACGUCGUCGAUCUGGUGCAGGAGAGCGAGAGCGAGGACGUGAGGCUGGAGCGGGUGCUCCGGGCGGCGGCGAUGCCCAACGACACGGUGAUCCUGACGACGCUCAACUCGGCCUGGGCGGAGCCGGGGUCCAUGCUGGACGUGUUCCUCGAGAGCUUCCGGGUGGGCGAGCACACCCGGGAGCUGCUCGACCACCUCGUCAUCGUCUCGCUCGACCUCGCCGCGCACCGCCGCUGCAAGCAGAUCCACCCGCACUGCCUCGCCGUGGCCACCGAGGGCGUCGACUUCUCCGGCCAGAAGAACUUCAUGACGGACGGGUACCUGCGGAUGAUGUGGCGCCGGAUCGACUUCCUCCGGCAGGUCCUGGAGAAGGGCUACAGUUUCAUUUUCACGGACACGGACAUCGUGUGGCUGCGCAGCCCGCUGCCGCGCCUCUACGCCGAGGGGGACUUCCAGAUCGCCUGCGACCACUUCACCGGCGACCCCGACGACGUCCUCGGCAACGCGCCCAACGGGGGGUUCGCCUACGCGCGCGCCAACACCGAGACGGUGGAGCUCUACCGCUACUGGUACGCCGCCAGGGAGCGCCACCCGGGCCUGCACGACCAGGACGUGCUCAACCUCAUCAAGGCCGACCGCUACCUCACCGAGGUUGGCGUCAGGAUCAGGUUCCUCAGCACCGAAUUCUUCGGGGGCCUCUGCGAGCCCAGCCGCAACCUCAGCGCCGUCUGCACCAUGCACGCCAACUGCUGCGUCGGCCUCCGCCGCAAGAUCGCCGACCUCACCCUCAUCCUCCACGACUGGAGGAAUUUCAUGUCUCUCAGGGCCCCGGACAAGCGCUCCGCCUCAUGGAGCGCGCCACGGAACUGCAGAGGGAGAUGUUUUCUUCGUCUGAUAUAUGUCUUGUCCAUACAUACAUGUGAUGGUCGCUUUGCAGCCUGGAUAAAGUGGAGGAGUAGGACACGCUGAGGACCAUUUGUUACUAGACAUGAGGUGAUUAGCCGCUGACUGAGGAGACAUGGAGGUGUGUAAAGAUUGUGUUCUGACAAUAUCGGUGCUAGCUUGUUUGCACCGUAGCCCAUAUAUUCACAUACACUCACUCACUAGGUGGCAGUUGCCAACCUAGCUAGUGACCCUGCUCAAAUUGAUUGAUUGCAACCGAAUGUAAUCAAGCGCUAAUUGAACUGUUUUCCGAUUCC
Messenger RNA from Triticum dicoccoides, 1475 nucleotides. RefSeq lists its product as uncharacterized. The coding region runs from base 52 to 1245 and encodes 397 amino acids. Lineage: Eukaryota; Viridiplantae; Streptophyta; Magnoliopsida; Poales; Poaceae. The record is from RefSeq and is a predicted model, not a curated record. The transcript has 3 exons.